AUUUCUCGAUGAGAGGAUCAGCGUAAAUAUUUAUUUUAAAUCAUUGUAAACAAACAGAAAUAGAGACGUUUCACUACCUACCUAUUUCAAUCAAUUUCUGUGCAUUCAUUUUACAGCUAUAUAAUGUUAAUAUAAACAAAGAUGUCAGUGAUAUUUAUUAUUUUUCAAAUCAGUGUUGUUUCUUUGAGUUGCUCUUUUGGAGAAGAAAUCAAUUUGUACGGCGAUGCUGGUGAAGCUUAUGCUAUAGAAGUAAAUAUAGGUCAUCCACACCAAAAGUUCAAAUUACUAGUUGACACAGGGAGUACAACAUUGGCCUUAGCUGCCUAUGCUCGAGAAGAUAGUAGUGUAUACUUCCAUGCGGACAAUUCAAGCAGUCUGUAUAAUAGUGGCACCACUAUAGAAGCAGCAUACACUCAGGGUACAUGGACGGGCCUCCUUGCUUCAGACUUCAUACAAUUUCCAUCACUAAGUAUACCGGAAGUGCGCUCAGACUUUGCGCUCAUAACUAAGAGCCAUGAAUUUUUCACCAAAGCUUCAGUUUGGCAGGGUCUUUUGGGCCUCGCCUAUAAUCCAGUUGGAGCUUGGGGAAAGUCCGGUGCAGUGGAGUCCUGGUUAGAUGCACUGGAUCGCAACUUGAACAAGCCAAUGUCAUUUCAAUUGAAACUCUGUGGACCAAUAAGCACGUCCAACACUACACAUUAUGGAUACUUUAAAGUUAUUGACAACCAAACACCGCAAUCAAAUUACAAUAAAACAUUCCGGACCCCAGUACUAAGGAAGCGAUGGUACGAAGUAGGCGUCAUAGGUGUCAGAGUCCUAAGUUCAUUGACAUCUGAAGCUAAGAACAAAACGGCGGAUGAAAUAAGGGAGCCUGACAAAGAUAUGUGCACGCAACUGAAUACGGUCAAGAGUAUUGUUGAUAGCGGUACUACGCAGAUUAAAUUACCUGAUAAAUUGUUUAGAGAGGUUGUUGAUGAGUUGAAGAAUGAAUUUAGGAAGUCUCAAGUUCUUAUCUUAGACGAAUUUUGGAACCGUAGAGAGGCAGCAUGCUGGCUAGAACCUCAAGUGUGGACGUUACCUUGGUUAGCCAUAGACCUGCUAAGCGCUGAUGCUGACAAUCAGUACUUCACAUUGGAGAUACCACCCCAGAACUACAUGUUAGUAGUGGGUGUCCACAACAGUAGUGACACGUCGGGCACAGUGUCCACGUACUGCUACAAGCUGGGACUGGAGACUGGUUACACGGAAACCGUGCUGGGAUAUACGGCCAUGGAGGGAUUACAGGUAACCUUCAACAGGUCAGCCGGUUGGAUCGGCUUCCAAACAUCUGACUGUGGAGCUAAUGCUCGUAUCACAGGUCCCUACAACACUUCAACUUCUUUAAAAACAACUUGUGAGCUUAUAAAGCCGGUUGCAGAAGUGGCGACAUCUAUACAAGCCGCCCAAUGGGCACUAUGUGCCAUCUCGAUAAUAGCCGCCAGUGUGCUAUUAUAUCUACUCGCUCCAUGUAUUAAAAACUUAUUCUUAAAAAAAAUGCCGCGGUCGCAACAGAUCUCCCUCUCGCAAGCAGCCUUAGUUGAAGAAGAUUCACCGUAAGUACUAAAAUUGUAUUUUUAAGAUUUAUUCGCACAUAAAUUAGUAAAUAAUUUUCAACACACAAAAUGUUAGCGUGUACAGGGUGUAUAAUAAUAAUAUUGUGCAAUAACAUUCGUUUUAGUCGUGUCUUAUGUAAUUUAUUAGUAAUUGUGUGAUAAUACACCCUGUAUAUAACGUGUAAUUCAAGUGAUUGUGAAAUGGUUGCUGAAUAUUUCUGUAUAAACCCUAUUUUGUUUUAAUAUCGAAUGAAAUAAUUCAGAACUUAAAAAUACUUAUGAAAUUUUCACUGUUCAAUCUAUUUUUAAAGCAAUUAAUCUUACUAAAAGUCUUUUACAAGUGUGAUUUUGUUAUUUUAAGUAUCUAAUAAGUAGGUUUUAAUAGUUUAAGGUUCAAUUCAAAGGUAUGUUUGAAUAAAAAAAAAACAUAAUUGACUAAUAAUAAAACGGAGAUUGAUGCGAAUCAACUUAGCUCAAAGAUUACGUCCGAAUUCUUAAACGUCACAACACUAUUUCAUUAAAACUAGUGAAUGUUACGAAGUACGUAUUGUACACAAAAUAUUUUCUACCCUUUUGGCCGGAGAUCGUCCCGCGAUCCCCGACGCCCGGAGUGUCU
Molecule: messenger RNA, 2208 nt
Organism: Spodoptera litura
Lineage: Eukaryota; Metazoa; Arthropoda; Insecta; Lepidoptera; Noctuidae
Product: beta-secretase 1
Biological process (GO): amyloid-beta metabolic process; membrane protein ectodomain proteolysis
Cellular component (GO): trans-Golgi network; plasma membrane; endosome
Molecular function (GO): aspartic-type endopeptidase activity
Source: RefSeq, a predicted model, not a curated record